AUGGAGGCUCUCUACAGCAAUUGGCGGUCUCUUCCGCUAUCAUUAUCUGUCCCCAUAACAGCUUUUCUCAUCAUCGUUAUCGCGACAAUCACCAACGUCAUCAAGCAGCUCUGGUUCCCGAACCCUCACCGCCCUCCAGUCGUAUUUCACAUCUUCCCACUUAUCGGCAGCACAGUCCAGUAUGGAAUUGAUCCGUAUAAAUUCUUCUUCGAUUGUCAAGCCAAGUAUGGAGAUUGUUUCACGUUUAUCCUGCUGGGCAAGUCGACGACUGUUUUUCUGGGGCCGAAGGGGAAUGACUUCAUCUUAAAUGGGAAGCAUGCGGAUCUUAAUGCAGAGGAUGUGUAUGGAAAACUUACGACUCCUGUUUUUGGGAAGGAGGUUGUUUAUGAUUGCUCUAAUGCUAGAUUCAUGGAUCAGAAGAGGGCAAGUCGAACUGCACCAUAUAGAGAACGGCGUCUUCUCAAACUUGGUCUCACGACAGACUCAUUGCGAUGCUACAUCCCCAAAUUCGUCAAAGAAGUCGAAGACUACAUCGCUACUUCACCCUACUUCAAAGGAUCAACGGGCAUCGUCAACAUCACCGAAGUAAUGGCCGAGAUCACAAUCUACACCGCAGCAGGUUCCCUCCUCGGCAACGAAGUCCGCUCCAUGUUUGACAGCACAUUCGCAACCCUCUACCGCCAUCUCGACGAUGGCUUUCAACCUAUCAACUUCGUCAUGCCUGGUCUUCCCCUACCACAAAACUUCCGUCGCGAUCACGCACGAAAGGUCAUGGAGGAAUUAUUCAGCGACAUCAUCCGGAAGCGUCGUGAGAUUGGAAAUCAAGGCGAUGAGACUGAUAUGGUUUGGACGCUUAUGAAUGCUAAAUACAAGGAUGGUGAGGACUUGCCGGAUCAUCAUGCGGCGAGGAUGUUGAUUGCUAUUCUGAUGGGUGGGCAGCACAACACUGCUGCUAGUGGCGCCUGGCUACUUCUCAAUCUUGCGCAUAAACCGCAUCUCGUUCAAGAGUUGUAUGAUGAGCAGCUUGAGGUUUUGGGAUCACCGCAAGAGCCGUUGACGUGGGAGAAUUUGCAGAAGUUGACGCUGAAUGGACAGGUUAUCAAGGAGACCUUGCGUCUUCACAGUCCAAUCCACUCUAUUCUCCGACAGGUCAAGUCACCUAUGCGAGUUCCCGGCACGGAUUGGGUUGUUCCGCCGUCUCAUACACUCCUCGCCUCACCUGGUACACAAGCGCGAUCUGAGGAAUUCUUUCCUAGACCUAUGGAAUGGGACCCUCAUCGGUGGGAUAAAAUUGAGUCUCUUGAGGACUCGAAGGGUAAUGGGGAGACAGUUGAUUAUGGCUUCGGCAUGAUGAACAAGUCUGUGAGCAGCCCAUAUCUACCCUUUGGCGCGGGACGGCAUCGCUGUGUUGGAGAGAACUACGCGUAUGCCCAGUUGGGCGCCAUCAUUGCAACGUUUGUGAGACUGCUUCAUAUUGAACAGCCUGAUCCCAAGGCACCUCUACCUGCGCCUGACUAUUCGUCAAUGUUUUCUCGGCCCAUGAACCCAGCCGUCAUCCGAUGGACUCGUCGUAACACGGAGGCUAAUUAGAAUAGAAGUUGGACUUUGAGAUAGAUAUGUCACUUCAUAUAGCGUAGUACAGAAGAAGGCAAGCCGUUAUGAUUCCCAGCUGUAUCGACAUGUACAAUGACUUCUCCAACCAGGAGCGGUGCCG
Molecule: messenger RNA, 1714 nt
Organism: Fusarium oxysporum Fo47
Lineage: Eukaryota; Fungi; Ascomycota; Sordariomycetes; Hypocreales; Nectriaceae
Product: cytochrome P450
Exons: 3
Coding region: 1-1590 (529 amino acids)
Biological process (GO): ergosterol biosynthetic process
Molecular function (GO): monooxygenase activity; iron ion binding; oxidoreductase activity, acting on paired donors, with incorporation or reduction of molecular oxygen
Source: RefSeq, a predicted model, not a curated record